AUGGAUGCGCCUAAUCUAUCAGCUAAUCUCAGCAAAGAGAUUAAUACUGGAACCACAUCCGGCAGACAUCAGAAUAAUGUUUCUAAACCUAGCUUAAUGGAGCGGAAUGCUACUGCACGUACCUUUGAGCAAGAAAUCCAUCCAAAUUUCCAAUCAGACUCUGAAAGGACCAUAGAGUGGAAAAGAGAAUUGGAGGAAGAUGCUGGAAUGUCAAAGAAUGCACAAUUCCGUGCAAUCCAACCUAGAUCUUCCAUCCUUUCUUCUGUAGAAGAUAAUGACCGGUUUUGUUAUCUCCAUAUUUUCACAUUUACGACAUACAACACAAAUGCUUAUGGCUUGAGAGUUAAAAGCAAAACAGUAGGAUCAUUUGGCACUGAAUUUGAUAUUAUACUAGCAGUCAUGCAGGAAGUGGUAAAGGAGUAUGUUUCCACAAGAAUUGCCUUUUUAUUGACACAAAAUGAGACUAAAUACCAGGUUAUAAUGACAAAGACAGAUCUGGUGUUUCCCAUUGAUGUGGCACGUCAUGCGAUGCAAAUCGUGGAGAGCCUCAAGGCAAACGAGUCUCUUGUUCAGCAUGUGAUGAUGGUGAGCUCAAAAUAUGGAGCUGGUAAAGUCAGGGAUGGAAAUGGGGUUUUGGACAUUGGUGGAUAUGGCAAGUGGGAAAUACUUGUGGAGGCAAUUGGGUUAUUCUUCAAAACGUGA
This is a messenger RNA of Dovyalis caffra, 702 nucleotides long. The record is from the annotation of a GenBank genome assembly. Lineage: Eukaryota; Viridiplantae; Streptophyta; Magnoliopsida; Malpighiales; Salicaceae.